ACAUGCCAACAAUCGGUUGGCUGCGGCUCAUCUGCGUUGCGAACUUCAAAACGCUUUCGUCGCUACAACGAGCAACAAGUACGCGACGGCAACGCUUCUAAUCUGAAGAAGUUCUAUUUGCGCUAUAUACAUAAAUAAAUAAACAUAUAUACACAUAUCUCAAAACUCAAAAUGUCAACACCUGUCGGUCCGGAGCCCAGCAAUGUGGUCUGCCCCAACUGCCAUCAACAGGUGACCACGCGCACCGAGCCAAAGGCCAGCACCAAGACGCACUUGAUAGCGCUAAUCAUGUGCCUCACCUGCUGCUGGCCCUGCGCCUGCUGCUUGUAUUGCACGGAUUGUGCGCGCAACAUGGAUCACUUCUGCCCCUCGUGCAACGCCUUUGUCGGCACCUACGAGCGCUGAAAAGUCCUGACAACCUUUUGACAGUUUGAAGUACACCUGAUAUUUCCAGCUAGAUGCACAGCUAGUUAACUUCAAAGCACAGCCCAAUUGCAGUGUCCUGCUUCUAUGGAUACACAUUUCUUCUUUUUACAUACAGUCGAGCUACGCUUUAACGAAUGUUGUUAUUGGGUACAGUUUUUAACAUACAUAAUAUUUUUAAUAUCUAAUAUAUAUUUAAAAAACGCUUUGAGCUUAUUUUGGGUCAACAAAAAAGUUUACAGCAAAGCGAAGAAAAGAUAUUGUAAAAGGAAUACAGUAAAACCUCAAAGAUAAGCACUUUUUUAAAUACGUUUUAAGAAUUAAAGCAACAAAUCUUAAAUAAUGCGAAAAAAUAUUGGCAUUCCCAUAAAAUGCAAGAUACAAUCAGAAUAUUAUUGCCUAUGAAGACUUUCAUUGUAGCGAAGUACGACUGUAACUUAGUGCAUUUAACAUUUACUCGUAUGCAAUCAUUUUGAUGUUAGAGAAAAAAAUAGUAAUGUGUAUGUCAAUUGUUUUUCGAAAUGUCGGACAUUAAAUAAAUAUUCAAGUCAA
Messenger RNA from Drosophila montana, 975 nucleotides. Its product is annotated as lipopolysaccharide-induced tumor necrosis factor-alpha factor homolog. Lineage: Eukaryota; Metazoa; Arthropoda; Insecta; Diptera; Drosophilidae. The transcript has 3 exons. Bases 172 to 405 code for a protein of 77 amino acids. The record is from RefSeq and is a predicted model, not a curated record. Gene Ontology annotation, molecular function: zinc ion binding.